CAGUGGGGGCGGAUGAUCCCUGAAUGACCUUAUUUGCGUGUGGGAUGAAAGGUCCUCACCACGGCUCUUCUCAUAGAGUGAAAUCCUCACGUUUAAGUGUUGGGUUUUGCGCCGUGGUUGAUAGCGUUGCCGGAGGAUCAGUGGUGAAAUUUGUCAGGUACUACACACAGUUUGAAUUGGCUACCAUGGGAUGCUCACCCAUAUACCUCGGACGACCUAUCUAGUCGUCUUGAGCGUUUUGAAGGCUCGCAUUUAAGAUCUGAUUACCGGAAGAUAUCAGUAUUUUUGGCACUUCGUCUUGAUUUAGGAGGGUGAGGAGAAGGGCGUGCUCCCGGCUUCUUUGCGAAGGAGGUUCGAUUCCUGAGGUACUAGGGGAUAGCUGAGAAUGUCAGACGCCGUGGUGAAUGGUUUGGCAGGUGCUGGGGGUGGCAUUGUAGCGCAGAUUUUAACCUAUCCCCUCCAAGCGGUUAACACUAGGCAACAGACAGAGCGGAAGGCUAAAGCCAAAUAUGCCGCACAAGAUACUGAAGCUGCGCUUGCUUUUGCUAAAGCAAAUCCAGCUCAGAAGCAAAGGGGGACCAUUCAAGAACUAAUCAAGGUCAUUAAAACGGAGGGAUGGGGAGGACUAUAUAGAGGUCUUCGGCCAUCGUUGCUAGGCACUGCUUGCUCCCAGGGUGUCUAUUACUAUUUUUACCAACUUCUAAAAAAUGAAGCAGAGGCCCGAGUUGCGAGAUCAAAGAAGCUAGGUAAUGCAGAUGCUGCAGUGGGAAUGUUGACUUCCCUGAUUGUGGCGUCUCUGGCUGGAUGUGCAAACGUUCUUCUGACGAAUCCUAUUUGGGUGAUUGUUACCCGCAUGCAGACUCAAGCACAGGCUCAGAUGGUCUCUGAGAUUGCUGCAAGUAAUGUGAAUGCCAGACCUUCGAAAUAUGCUGUGGUGCCGAGUGUUGAUUCAGCCACAACAUCGACUUCCAGUUCAUCUUCUCCUGUUGGAGGGCAAGGAACACUUGACACAGUCAAAGAUUUAUACAAGGAGGCUGGAGUACGUGGAUUUUGGAAAGGCGUUUUGCCUACUCUGAUCAUGGUUUGUAACCCAGCGAUACAGUUCAUGCUCUACGAGGGCAUGCUGAGGAAACUGACGGAGAAGCGGAGAGUGACCUCCAGGGGUUCGAAGCACGUAUCAGCCAGUGAGGUCUUCUUGCUCGGUGCAAUCGCAAAACUUGGGGCUACAGUGGUGACGUACCCUUUGCUGGUUGUGAAGUCUCGGCUGCAAGCAAAGCAGGCGAUAGGAGGAGACAAAUCUUUGCAGUACACUGGAACAUUAGACGCAAUCGGGAAGAUGAUCCGCUAUGAGGGCUUUAGUGGGUUCUAUAAGGGCAUGAGUACCAAAAUCGUGCAGAGCGUGGUUGCAGCAGCGAUUCUCUUUAUGAUCAAAGAGGAGCUUGUGAAAGCAGCUCGUGCACUGGUGACGAAGCAGAUCAAAAUCCCCAAAGUGGUACUAUUAAAAUCUGCAGCAUAAUUUAUUCUAGUUCCAUUCUCCUCUUUAUUAAAGGUUCAGAUUUCACCUUUGUGAGGGUGUCAACUCAUGAAUUCCAUGCUUUUAUCCAACAGCAGCAUUUCCUGUGAGAUAAACUUUGUUUACUAUAGAGUAAUCCAUAAGUAAUCAUUUUUUUCCUUGCGUUCAUUAAUCAAAGAUUGCUGUAGAAUAGUCUGAAUAAUCACAAGAUAUGUGAUUCUUUACUAAAUAUGUAAUUCUGAUUUUGUUUACAAAUGCUGAGAAGUAAAAGUAAAACAAAAGCUUCAUUCAAAA
This is a messenger RNA of Physcomitrium patens, 1807 nucleotides long. RefSeq names its product peroxisomal nicotinamide adenine dinucleotide carrier. The record is from RefSeq and is a predicted model, not a curated record. Lineage: Eukaryota; Viridiplantae; Streptophyta; Bryopsida; Funariales; Funariaceae. Gene Ontology annotation, biological process: transmembrane transport; nucleotide transport.